AAGUUGAAUAUGGCUGCGACAGAGAAUGGAUGGGCGCGAUCCGAGCAUACAUACAUGAGGGCAAAAUCCCGGCAGAGAAAUGGGCAGCUCGCAAACUCAGAGCUCAAGCAGCACGCUACGUUGUGUUAGACGGGGAACUUACUCAAAUGGCGAUUCUCAUGGCCUUCGCUCAAUUGCGUUGA
Messenger RNA from Microthlaspi erraticum, 182 nucleotides. The record is from the annotation of a GenBank genome assembly. Lineage: Eukaryota; Viridiplantae; Streptophyta; Magnoliopsida; Brassicales; Brassicaceae.